GUAGGUUUGUUUUGGUGCGUCGCACGUGUGCGCGCUUCUCUCCCGUCACGUGCUCUUUCAUGGCGCCAACGACGGACGCGACGCCAGGUGCGCACAGCGAGAUGGAGAACAACUCCGCGCCAGAAGAGCCGAAAGGAACCAAAAGAAAGAUUUCUCUCUCGAGUUGUGGCGUUUGUGGGUCGGAAGAGGCGAAGUACAGAUGUCCAGCCUGUCUGGCUAAUUCUUGCAGCUUGCUGUGUGUGAAAAAACACAAAGAUGAUACGGGAUGCAGUGGAGUCAGAAAUAAAACCGCCUUUAUAACCAUCUCAGAGUUUGAUGAAAUGACACUUCUCAGCGACUACAGGCUUCUGGAGGAUACAGGACGAUUUGCUGGAGGUGCCACCAGAGACAAACUGAUCCAAAUUCCUCGUUCCACUGCAAGAGCAAAGAGGCUUGCAGCCAACGCCAGAAAGCUAAAUAUCACCUUGAGGUUUCUCCCCAUCACCUUCACCAAGAGCAAAGAAAACUCUACGCUCUUCUUCACCAAGGAAAAACAGUUCCUGUGGCACGUGAAGGUCAUUUUUCCUCAGUGCAGCACGGAGUUCAGUCAGAGAAGGGUGUCAGAUGGACAAACCCUGGAGCAGAUCCUUAUUCCUUACAUCCACCCGACGCAGUCGGACCCGGUGACGCGCCAAAAGCUGAAGAUGUAUGUGCGCACUCCGUUCGAUCAUGUGAAAGUCUUCAUGAAAGCAGAGGGGAGGAAAGCGAACUCUGUCAGGUACCAUGAGUUGGAUAUUUGCAAGACCCUAAGGGACAACCUGAGCUACAAAACAAUAAUUGAAUAUCCUGUGCUGCACGUUGUACUCGGAGAACAUUGGAAGGAGUUUCCACUAAAAGGAUCAGCUGAUCCUGCCUCAGCCUGCAAAAGUGUUGCGUUACAAAAAGAGCUGCAGGACCAAGAAAACAACAGUGUCGUCCAAGUUUCACCAUCCCUGGGAGGAGCCUGCAAGCCCGGGGGAACCAACAUCUGGGCGGGAACCCUGGAGACCACCCCUGAAACUGAACAUCCACAAGUGAAACGGGCUAAGAGAGAAGCAGGGAAGGGAGAUGUGGAGGAGGGAGAGCUCACAGACAGUAGUGAGGAGGAGGAGGAAGGAGGAAAGGCUGCAGUAAACACUCCGCGUGGUAAGAGCGGUGACGAUUGCAAAAGCCCCGCUGAUGAGCCGGAGGUAAUUGCAGGCGAACUAAAAGGCCGCGUGGACGGUAUCAAUUAACGCAGCGCUGGCAGCAGGAGCCGGUUCAUGAAGGAGAACAUCUCCGGUUCCUUCUGAUGACCAUCGAGCUGUCAGAAAAGUGCUGAGGUCAGUAUGACUAAGGGACGUCACUGUCGCAAUGAGUCAGCUAAUGCUGCUGACAGCUGUGGCCUGGAGUGAUGCCCAGAUGUGAAAUGGACAAGGAGGCAGCCAUAUCUGACAGGAAGUCGUCCCUCGUGUGCCCGCGACCGGUGGAGCAACGUGUUCUCCGCUGUCCUGAGCUUGACAGGGAUUGAUACCGCUGUAUCGUUGUAUAUAGAUGGAAGCAAUGUUAAUGAUUAGUUAGUCUUUCCCACAUUUGUGUAGCACUGCUGCUCCUGUGCAGCAGAUGCUGACACUAGUAUCAGACCACAAUAUAAUUUGAAGAUAAUCCCAUGUGUACAGGAAACGGGGGCGGCGUGGUAUCUACUGAGAUAGAGAUUUAUAUCUCUUUAAAUCCUUAUCUCAAGGUACAUUAAAGACAUAUUUUUACUGACUAUCAGACCUCAUCUUUUCAAAAUGAUUCAUGAGAUGAUUAGCUCCAGAACACCUCAUAAAUAAAGUUUGACGCCAGAUUGUUUUGCUUCCCAGGUGAGUGCACUUGGGAACUCCAUUUUCAAAUUCUUUUCAUGAGGAGUUUGAAUCCCUUCCUGUUGAGGAAGAUCAAGUGAUAUCAUUUAAACUAGUCUCUUGCGGAUUAAUGUCAUUAUAAAGCUUAAAGUUUGAACAAAUUUUAUUUGCUACUUUGAGCCUUGCGUGUGUUUUUAUCCAUCAAGGAUCUUUAUCCUUCAAAGAGUCACGGCAUCUUGAAAAGUGCUUUAAAAAAUAUUUAGAACCAUGAAGUUCAGCAGGAGAGAGAAGUCUUUGUUUUACACUCAGUACGUCAUCUGUUCCUUCUUUGACUGUUUAUUUUUAAUUAAAAGCUUUAGCACACCAGCAUCUCUGUGCCUCCAUCACCUUUGAAGUUCAACAUGUUUUUUUUUUUCUGCCAAGCUUCAUUAAGACCAUUCGUCUCCUUUUUCCAUCAGCUAAUAAAAGUUGAUGUUGACAUGCUCGUUUUUCUGACACCUCCGGGGUGUCUCCCUGUGUGAAUGUUGUUACCCGUGCGGUGCCUCUACACACUGUAUUUUCUACCUAAUGUUAGUUUAUUAUGACACCAGCGUGCCAGUAACAACCGAGUGCGGCUCAUUGGUGGGGCCUGUGUUCAUAGAUGUGUUUUUAUAACCUCGGUUAACCCCCAUGGGCUCUUUGAUGUCUGGCCUGGGAUGACACGUUUUCCACCCUUUUCCCAGUCGGAGGCAAUGCUCACAUCUCACUGCGCAUCAGUCGGCUACAGAGGACCAACGUACUCGUUGUCCUUUGGGCCCGGCCGCACGUUCCAUGGCCGGGCAUAAUAUCCAGCAGGGUCGACAUACGGCUGGCUGGAUUCGAAUUAGAAAAUAUGUACAAAGAUGGGGUGAAAUCAUCCGUUCAUGCAAAGAUCUACUUAAAAUUCAGGUCAAUAGGCCUGCUUGUUUUUGUCUAGAAUUAAAUGUGGAGACCAGUACCACUCUCUCUCAUCCCUGCUUCCAGCAAACAGUUGUCAAAAUCCAGCAGACUGCACAAAUCAGAAAUGCACAGUGCUUUGAUAUCGUGUGUGACCUUAUUGAUGUAACAUGUCACACAGUUGAGGACAUUACAAAGUACACAUCUGUUGCUUUAUUUGUCACAACUUUGCCUGUGUUCAAUCACCAACCAUUUUACUUUAGCAGCUUUCUUAAAUUUCUCUGUCAAUAAAGACGCUCCGUGCGACCACACAAAAGCUCUGCUUUCUGGUUGCCCCUAAAAGUAAAUGUGGGCUUUUUUGUUUUUAGUCUGGAUACCACAAUUUAAGUAAAAGUCUCUUUUGAACUCUG
Molecule: messenger RNA, 3166 nt
Organism: Gasterosteus aculeatus aculeatus (three-spined stickleback)
Lineage: Eukaryota; Metazoa; Chordata; Actinopteri; Perciformes; Gasterosteidae
Gene: znhit6
Product: zinc finger HIT-type containing 6
Biological process (GO): snoRNA localization; box C/D snoRNP assembly; maturation of LSU-rRNA from tricistronic rRNA transcript (SSU-rRNA, 5.8S rRNA, LSU-rRNA)
Cellular component (GO): pre-snoRNP complex; nucleus
Source: RefSeq, a predicted model, not a curated record